AAUGUAAUGGCCUCACUUCCGCGCACAAUGGCGGACGCUCUUUUCCCGUUCAUCGUUGUACGAAGCAUCCGGCACGAUGAAAGCUAAGGGUGAAUUAAAGGAAUUCGAAGUGAUAGGACGUAAGCUUCCUACGGAGAAAGAGAAGACUACGCCUCUGUACAAAAUGAGUAUAUUCGCCCCGGAUGCAAUUGUCGCAAAAUCCAGGUUUUGGUAUUUUUUACGGCAGUUGAAAAAGUUCAAAAAGUCCACCGGAGAAAUUGUAUCUCUCAAGAAGAUCCCAGAGAAAACACCAAUGAAAAUCAAGAACUUCGGUGUCUGGCUGAGAUACGACUCCCGUUCCGGUACGCACAAUAUGUACAGGGAAUACAGAGAUCUCUCCGUCAGUGGAGCUAUAACUCAGUGUUAUAGAGACAUGGGUGCACGUCAUCGUGCGAGAGCACAUUCGAUACAGAUCAUUAAGGUAGCUGUUGUGGAGGUUGCGAACUGCCGCAGGCCACAGGUUAAGCAAUUCCACGACUCCAAAAUUAAGUUCCCGCUGCCCAAGAGAAUCCAUCACAGGAAUCGAAUGCCAUUGUUCAGCGUUCGUAAGCCACGUACCUAUUUCCUCUAAAUGCUAUGUACAUUUAUAUAUAACAUUUACAUAUAACAUUAAAGGAAAUAAAAAUGCAUUCGAUAUAUAA
Molecule: messenger RNA, 680 nt
Organism: Dinoponera quadriceps
Lineage: Eukaryota; Metazoa; Arthropoda; Insecta; Hymenoptera; Formicidae
Product: 60S ribosomal protein L18a-like
Exons: 3
Coding region: 77-610 (177 amino acids)
Biological process (GO): translation
Cellular component (GO): ribosome; cytosolic large ribosomal subunit
Molecular function (GO): structural constituent of ribosome
Source: RefSeq, a predicted model, not a curated record